AUGCAGACAGGAGGAGACACUGAGUGGACGUACAGCUGGUAUAAGAAUAACACACAGCUACAGAACACAGCACAGGAGUUUACAGACACAAUUGAUUUCAGUGGUAAAUACACCUGCAGAGGAAGGCAAGGUGACUCAAAGAGCUCACAGAUGAGUGAUCCUGUUAUGCUCUUUGUAUCAGAAAAACCCAAACCGACUGUGAGAGUGAAUCCUCAGAGCUCCAUCUACACUGGAGACAGAGUUACUCUGACCUGUUAUCUGCAGGGUCCUGGAUGGACUUUUCUUUGGGACAGUUAUCAGCAAUCAAGACAUCUGACAUCUGUAGAUACACACAGUAACACACUCAGUGUGACAAUCUCUAAUGAAGGACAAACAAAAUACUACUGUAAAGCACACAGGAGAAACUACAUGUCAGAGUUCAGUGAUCCAGCCACGAUCACAGUGAGAGCGAGACCGCAGCCUGUAGUGAAAGUACAGCCUGCUGAGAGUGUGUUCAUUGGGGAAAGAGUCACUCUCACAUGUGAGAUACAGACUGGAGGAUCCUGGCAGUAUAACUGGUAUAGAGAUAAUAAAGAACUCAGUGAUGCUGCAGGAGAGAAAACAUACACAAUCACUGACGUUAAAGAGUCUAAUAAAGGUGAUUAUACAUGUAAAGGAACAAAGUCAUCAGACCCAAAAUACACAGAGACCAGUGCUGCUGUUACACUGACUGUAUCAGAAAAUAAACCUGAGCUCACAUCAAACCUUAAAGGAGCUGCGCUGACUGGAGACUCAGUGACUCUUUACUGUACACUGAAGCCGCAGUCUGAUGGGUGGACGUUUAACUGGCUCAAACAGACAAAGAAAUCUGAGAAAGAAGCAGACUACCGUUCCUUCACCACCAAACAUGACCAUUCCUACACCAUCAGAUCAGUUAGAGUCUCUGAUGGAGGUCAGUACAGGUGCAAAGCUGAAAGAAGAAACCCAGUCCACUACACACACUACAGUGAUGCACUCUGGGUAAAUGUUACUGAGAGUCCUAAAGCUGUGGUGAGGAUAAACCUUGAUAAUCAUGUGUUCAGAGGAGAGAGAGUGACUCUCAGAUGUGAAAUACAGGGAGGAGGAGACACUGAGUGGACGUACAGCUGGUUUGAAAAUGAUUACUUACUCGACUCAGACCAAAUAACACAGGAGUUCAACCUCAGCCCAGUUACAAUUGAUAACGGGGGUAAAUACACCUGCAGAGGGAGGAGAAGCAGUGACUCUCAGAGCUCAGAGAUCAGUGACGCUCUUACACUCACUGUAUCAGACACAGCCGAGACAGUAGUGAGUGUGUCUCCACUGAGCUGGCUGACUGAAGGAGACUCAGUGACUCUAAGCUGUGAGGUUAAACACUCCUCUACAGGCUGGACAUUCAGCUGGUACACAGGUGUUCCCUACAGAGACAGUCAGGGUUCCCUCAGGUACAGGACAGCGCUCCUCUCAGACAGCAGCAGAGGAUCUGGAGGCUCCUACACUCUCAGUCCUGUUACUCUGAAUCACACAGGAGUUUAUAUGUGCAGAGCAGAGAGAGGAGAACCAGUCUUUCACACACACUACAGCAAACCACAGCCACUGUGGGUCACUGGUGAGGAAAUACAUCAGCAAUAAUUUUGUGCGCGUGUGUGUGGUGAUGAAGAGAGAGUAGAUCAACUGGUAGCAUAUUUUAAUGAUGAAACAUUCUGUCAUGAAUUCUCUUGUGAUGGGCGUGCACCCAAAUCUUUUUUCUGAUUGUCCCUCACUCCUGAGGGGUCACUUGACAUGUGGGCUCACCUUCAGCAGGUUAAGGGGCAGGGCUGGCUGGCACAGCUGUCUGGCUAUGACUGUAACCGUGUCAUUGCAGAGGCUGCAAGAGCCACUUUCUAUGUGAGUCCACUUCGCCACUCUGCCACCAUCACUCACCAGCAGACAGGAGAGUAGCAUGUGAAAGAGGCCACCCCAUGCACCCCAAGAACUCUAAAGGUAUAUGGAUUGUAUAGUGCUCUUUAAUCAGCUGCUGAAAGACUGCACUCAGUUUCGUUGAGGCAAGCCAUCGCGACUCGGUCACCUAAAGGAAAGGGCUGCUGCCUCAAUGUUGAGGCUUCCCUUCCCAGUCAGCAUUGCCGCUGCAGCCACUAGAGAAGUGACAGCCAGUCGUGUUCGACUCCUGCCUAUGGCCACACCAAAGGAGGACUGGGUGGGGUGAGCAGGCCACAACUCUAAACGUGGUGCUGAGGCUCUGCUGCCACCAUAGCCUGCCAGCCAUGUGCCUACAUGCCAGUUGGACACUGCUUAUGAUUUCUUCCUUUCGUCUCUCCUUAAAGUUCUUUCCUUUCCCCAAUUUUUCUAAUAAAAAAAUACCCUUUUCUAGACCUUG
This is a messenger RNA of Clarias gariepinus (North African catfish), 2374 nucleotides long. RefSeq names its product leukocyte immunoglobulin-like receptor subfamily A member 3. The transcript is spliced from 6 exons. Gene Ontology annotation, molecular function: transmembrane signaling receptor activity. Gene Ontology annotation, biological process: cell surface receptor signaling pathway. Lineage: Eukaryota; Metazoa; Chordata; Actinopteri; Siluriformes; Clariidae. The record is from RefSeq and is a predicted model, not a curated record. The coding region runs from base 1 to 1629 and encodes 542 amino acids.